CGACGACCAGUCGUGUCGUUCUCGAUGUGCGCGCGCGUGCCGAUCGAUCGAAAAAUAGCCGGCGAGUGAGAGAGCGAACGAACAAGCAAGCGAGGAAGCGAGCGAAGGCGGUACUUCGACGAGAGCUACUCGUUUCGCAAGGUUCUCGCGAACGUCGUGCCGUCGGCUUUAAGAGCUCCAACGGCUCACGAGAAACUCCAAGAGGAAAAGGAAGAAGAAAGGAAGAAGAUGACGAAGGACAACAUCGCGAUGGAUUAUAAUACCCAACAUUCGAGCUGACCGAACGUUGAAAAGUUCAAUCGUCGAACGACGCCGAGUCUCUUCGUCAAUCUAUCUUCUCUCGUGUUGUCCUCGCGUCGUGUCGUGUCGUGCGCGCGCGCGCACACCCGACCGUCCACUGACCGUGCCGCGUUCGCUCCUAGUGUGUGUCGUGUGCUCUGCCUCAAGCACGUUGAUUUGUCGCCGCUUGAGAAAGGUGGGGAUAACGGGAGUGGGACAGGCUGUGCGUGCGUGCGAGAGAGACAGGCGGACGAACAAAGUGGGACGAAGAAAAAAAGGCACCACCUAGUGACAGUUUCUUUUUUUUUCUCCCUCUCCCUCUCCCUCUCCCAUUACUUUUCCUACCUCUCCCUCUUUCUCUCUUUCUUUCUCUCUCUUUCUCUCUCUCUCUCUCUCUUUCUCUUUCUUUCUCUCUAUCCAUUUUUACCCUACUAAAAUGCUAAUUCUACGAUAGAGCGAGCGAUCCCUUAUUUCAAGAAGAAACGAUACUAGUGACUCUAAUUCGUACAGACUUGGACUUGGUUACGAUUUGUUUAGAUUAAGCGAAAGAGAUCCUAAACAAAUGACAGAACGGAUGUGUUUUUCUACAAGGAGAAAAAUCAAGAACGACGUUGCCUUUCGGGCGCAGGAAAAUUGUUCUCGUAGGCGGGGCUUAAGGUCGAGGACACGUGACACCGAGGAAACUGUCACGCCGCCCUUGUCCUCCCCCUCUCCAACCUCAGCCAAGGGGUUCUCCUCCUCUUCCACUUCGUUAUCCCCCACCAUACUUACCGUAUCUAUUCUACAUCGUUGGAUUCCCGAAAAGUUAGAAACGUGGAGGUGUGUUAUGCGAAGGAAGUGCCUUUUCUAUUUGAUCUAUCAUAGAAAUGGAGAAACUUUCGUUUCUCAUUGAAUCCUUUUCGUGUCUAAAACGUCCUGAAAUUUGGGAAGAAAAACGAUGACAACGAAGACACGUUUCUUAUGGUUUUCCUGGUGGAUUUUGAUUUUUCAUAUAGAGUCCCCAGACAUGCUUUCUUUUAGAUCAUACUUUGUUGCACGUAUCACGUGGCGCGGAAGAUCGUUCAAGGUUUCAGGUUGAUGAAGAGAACGAUGAGAUUAUCGACGAAGGAGUGUCGAUCCGACACCUGAGAGAAAGAGAGAACAUCGUGGAGAAAAUGCAGCAAGCUAGCGUGGGUGGUUGUGACGGGGAUUUAGAUCAGCGGAGGAGUCCGUGCGCAAGGUCUCCGCAGGUGAAAUGCGAGCCGUCGAGCGACAACAGAACUAUUAGCAGCGAGCUGCUCGAUAACGGCAGAGUGAAAGUGAAGCUGGAGAUGCCGGAGCCUACUGAAGGUUACGAAUCCAAGACCGAAUCACGAGGAGAUGAUUAUCAUCAUCGUCCGGAUUUGGAUUAUGGUUAUGAACGAAAACCCGAAGCUUUUCUCGGAAAAUUCGAGAGCUCUGAUUAUCCUUCCCACUGUCAAGGAAUAGGAGGAGGAGGAAUAGGAACAGGAGGAGGAGGAGGAGUGACAGGAGGAGGAGGAGGAGGAGGGACAACAGGAGUAGGAUAUCAACGUCCCGAUAUAACAAAUUCUACUUUCGGUUUUCCUCGUUUUUAUGGGCCACCUACGAGCGCACCACCUCCACGUUUACCGGAUGUUUUUCCGAGUAGACGUAUUGACGAGCCUAAACACGAGGAUCAUCAUGAUCGAGAACGAUCGUCGCACGAUCGACAUGCAGCUUAUAGGAUGGCGGUAUCUGCCCUCACAAACGACGGCUAUCUUCGUGAUCAUCAUCAUCAUCAUCAUCAUCAUCAUCAUCAUCAUCGACCUCCUCAACCUCAUCAUCCUUCCUCACUUCCUUCUCAUCAUCACCAUCAUCAUCAUCAACAACAGCAGCAAUGCUUUGACGAUUAUCAUCGAGCUAAGGCAUCGGCUUAUCCAUCUUUAUCCUAUCCACCCUUUAGACCGUCGUCCGUGCCACAACGUGCUCCAUACGGUCCUAAUCAUCAAAACAAUAGCAUCUAUAGAACUACCGGACAAUAUCAAAAUAGGCAACAACGAAAGUGGAGCAACGCGACGGCUUCUCUUCGUGGGUUGCAACCAUCGAUACCCUGGCCAACGUGGUUCUUCCGGCCUGAUUUACCUCUCGCUUCGACUCUGCCUACAACAAGUCACGUUGCAAAUUCUAGCAACGUCACAAGUUCGAACGUAUUGUCAUCAAGAUCUCAUCAGGAUAUUCAAAAGGGAUCAGAGAAUCUUUAUAGUAACAACAGGAUUCAUGGACAAACGCCAACUAUCUGUACGUCUAUAAAAUGUACCGUCACUGGCUGUACCUGCGAGUCUUUUACACCUGGCAAACGUCAUCUACGUUAUUGCGGAAAAUGUCAUCACGGAUGGGUGCCGCAUGCGUUAGCACGACUGUCAAGUCUCCAGAAGCAGCAACAGCAGCAGCAGCAACAGCAGCAGGAGUCUCAGCAGCAACAGCAACAGCAGCAGAGGGUCGCCAGUGGUAGUAGUGGUGGUGGUGGUGGUGGUGGUGGUGGUGGUGGUGGUAGUGGUGGUGGUGGUAGUAGUAGUGGUGGUGGUGGUGGGGGUGGUGGUAGUGGUGGUAAUAGUAGUGGGGAUGUCGUCUCCAGCCCCCGUGCCACUGGUAGGGAGGACAAAAGCGCCGUAGGGAGGGUAAAGCAGGCAGCUUCGACGACGCCGACGACGGUGACGACGGUGACGACGACGCCGGCAGGCAGCACCGUUGGAGAAGGAGGCGGAGGAGGAGGAGACGUCACCGGUGUCGCUGGAGGUGGUGGUGGUGGUGGUAGUGGUGGGAGUAGCGGUGGUGGGGAGCGUAACGGCGCUGGCGGUGCCACUGCCGAUGCCGGUGGUGGUGGUAAUGCUGGUGGUGGUGGCGAACUCGCGGAGAAGGAGGAGAGGCCGCCAGCUUCAGAGACUGUCGAGCCGACGGCCGCGUUUGACGUCGCAUCCCUCGUACUCUACGGCUCGCGCGCACUCCCGAUACGCCUUAAGAUCUUGCUCGAUCAGUUGUUCAACCAGUUGCCCCACGCGCAAGUGACACGUCUACUAGCCGCCUUUGGCUGGACCUACGAGGAUUAUACGCGAGGAUACAUACUGCAGGAUUCGCAGAACGGCCCGGUGCUGGACCGAUGGAGUAUCUGCUCGGCUGAGGAGGAACCGCUGGUGUUGCAGCAGUUCCUCAGGUUCGCCGAGACGCGUCCGUUCGUGCAGCAGCUGCUGCUGGCCGCCGGAACGCCGGGGACGGAUGCUAUGUCACCAAGCAGACGACCUUCGCCGCCGACGAUGCCACUAGCACACUUGCCACCGCCCUUGCACCUGCUCCACUGCGGCCUCCCACCGCCGGGUUCGAGGUUGCCACCACCGUUACCGCCGCCUCAUCCUCCACCCCCGGUUUCGCACCCCUCAAUUUCGCCUACUACGCAGAAGCAUUAUUCGUCAGCCACGACCGGUGGUAAUCCAGGAAUAACGAGUAAUCGGGGGAACUCGCCACCGAGAACUCUAGAUUCGCAUAUGAACGUGUCACCACUGAACAGACUGCAAAGCAUGCAACCCUUCGAUUUUCGUAAAUUGGGUACAUUAGGCUUGCCAGCGUUUACACCAUUACCACCUGUACCACCUACCGAGCAACUUCUGCAGAGUCGAAAGUCCAUGAGAAAUCCUCAAAGUCCUCAUAGUCCGCCCCAUCAUUCGUCCAGUUCGCAAUUACAGAGGCCUCACGUGCCAGUGGCACCGGUUUCUUCGUCUGCACUUAACUUUGGUCAUCCACUCUCCGUCGCUGUUUCCUCGGGAGCCUUACCACCUACCUUUCCCAGUCAUUUCCCACCGCCACCACCGAUGGUUAAAUCGACCGGUUCCAUUGCCGGCCUGACAGCACCUACGGACGUACACAGUGGCGGUGAAAAGAGUAGCGAGUUUGGCUCGGAAGAGGAUGAGGAUGACGACGAAAACUCCGAUAGUGCAUUGAACCUCAGCAGGCGUGACGCCGCAUCGAAACACGUGGCAGCCGAACAUAGACAUCCUCCACCUUUGCCGCUUCAACCUGCGCCUUUAGGAAGGCCACCUGGUAUACCCGGUAGAAAGCCUCAUUCGCCUGGAAAAAGACCAACGGGACAAUGGGGUGCUUCUGCCAAUAUGCCACCCAAUCUAGGCACGCCCUUCAUCAAUCCAACCACUGGUAAGAAGAGAGUUCAGUGCAACGUUUGCCUGAAAACAUUUUGCGACAAGGGUGCCCUCAAGAUCCAUUUCAGUGCGGUACAUCUCCGAGAGAUGCAUCAGUGCACCGUCAAGGGUUGCAGCAUGAUGUUUAGUUCGAGGAGAUCAAGAAAUCGGCACAGUGCCAAUCCAAAUCCGAAACUCCAUUCGCCACAUCUCCGAAGGAAGAUUUCACCACACGAUGGUCGCUCCUCAAUGGCUCAUGCGUUAGUUCUACCACCUCAGGUUGGUCUUCCCGUGCCAGCAACAGGACUCAAUCAUUUGCCCUUUGGUUCGUUUCCUCUGUUAACUCCACCAUCCGAACUGCGUUCACCUGCCUCUCUCUGUGCCUUGGACUUCAAGCAUCUCGACCUGUCUUCAACGCAGAGCCAAGGUAGACCUUAUGAGGAGGCUCUUCAACAGAGAAUGCCAGUGAGCACGGGCUUACCUACUAGCACGGUUUCCACUACAGUGUCUAUAACGACGAGUAGUGGAGCGUCUACUGUUGCCGCGUCGAUGACCACUACUACAACGACAACUAGAGGUGGAUCGUUUUCAGGUGGUGCGACUAGUUGCACGGUGUCACCAUCGACAUCGAUGAUACCUGAGAAUGAAGAAGACGAUGACGAAGACGACGGUGGCAUUGUUGUAGUUGCCGAAGAUGAAACGAAUGAUGUACCUUCCAGAUUGCAUUCUCGUAUGGCUCACGGCGAUGAAGACGACGAACAACCGGCUGACUUCAGUUUAGCCAAACGGCCGAAACUCUACUUCACCGAUAUGGCUGACGAAGAGAACAUCAGUAAUAUCGAUAGCAAUGAGGACGACUCCGUUGGUGGCACCGAUCAGCAUUCCUUUAGUGUUGGUCAACACACCCUCAAUUCGAAUACCCUUCUCCACAGCAGGGGAGUACGUAAAAGGAAGUCCCAGCAUCCAACGAGAUGCGCCGUUUUAUCGGAAGUGCAUUCUUCGUCAACGGAUGGUGACUCCUCAAACGACGAGGAACGGGUUCAGCGACGUUGUCAACCGGAUGGUGGAAUCGUCCGAGCGAUAGACGAUUUUCAGAAUCAACCGGAGGACAUGUCGAUGUCACGGCUCGAAGCAGAAGAACGUAAGGUCUCGCCAGCCUCGCCGAAGAAUCCAGACACGAAGUGCCGUAACUCACCGGAGACGACUUCAAUCAGUGAACGAGAAACAACGACGACGUUGGAGAGUGUCCGUAGGGAAACGGCAAAAGAGAAGGUCGAUGAUCUACCUCAGGACGAACCGAGAGACCUCAGUUCGAGGGCGAGCAGUGUCAAAUCGCCAAAAUGUCAGAUCAGUCCAGAACCAAAAAGUUUGCAUGAGCCAAGCGUGGAAGGUAACUCGACUACUGCAGUCUGUGAUUCGGCAUCUGAGUCUCAAGAACGGGCGAGACGAAACAAAAUAGGAGAACAAGAAAUGCAGGUCGGUAAGAGCGAAGAUAAAAUUGUGGUUUCGAGAAACGAAUUGGAGACGACAGAGGACAAGAUCGUCCGACAAAACUCAGACGAUGUUAGGAGGCGAGGUGAAGAGGAACAGGAGGAGGAGGUGGAGGAUGAGGAGAACGAGAGGACGCAGGACGAGGAAGAUGAGCCAAUGGAGGAGGUCGAGGAUGAUGAUGAUGAUGAUGAGGUGGACGAAGCGCUGCGCAAUCAGGAAGGUGAGCGUCCCGAUGAUCCCCCCCGUGCCCCGAGCUCGGUCGAGAGCCGUCCAACGACAGCCGACGAGCUCUCCCACGACUCCUCGACCAACACUUUGCGUCAACUCGAGUCCUUGUCGCAGGGUCGCACGAUGAUGCCGUACACCGAGACGCAACGGGUGGCUUCGAGGUCUGGCCGCGGCUCUACCAGCCCCGUCAGCCUCACGACGCACCAGGAGACCACCAUGGACAACUCCUCACAUGGCUCUCGUUCAUCCAGCGCUUCACCCUCCACAGCGGCCAUGGAUAUGGACAAUAGCCUGAUAACCUACGCGAGAUACGAGAAUGGUGGCUUCGUCAGUACCCAGGAGGUUCCGCUUGAUCGUGAGAAUCCACGGCGUUGCACGGCCUGUGGCAAGGUCUUUCAGAAUCACUUUGGUGUGAAAACUCAUUACCAGAACGUCCAUCUCAAGCUGAUGCACCGUUGCAGCGUUGACGGUUGCAACGCGGCCUUUCCCUCGAAGAGGUCCCGUGAUCGUCACUCUGCCAAUCUCAAUCUCCAUCGGAAGUUACUCUCGACCUCCUCGAGUCCGCCCCUUUCAUCAGGUAGCCUGCCAUCCAGUUUGUCGCCGCGUGUCGAGGAUGCUCCGAUGAAUCCUCUUCUGCACAACGAGUUCCUUGCGAGACUCUACGCUGACGCGGGUAUCGGUACUGCUGGGAUCGGAGCCGCCGCAGCCAUUGGUACGGGCAUCGGUCCACUCGGUGCUUAUCCCCUGACACCUAGACUUCCACCAUCUGCGGUAGAUCUAGCUGCCAGGAUACCACCGCCGCAUCCGUUGCUUCUUCCACCUCAUCUGGGCGCCACAUUUCCAGGCCUGUCCUCUUUUGCCUCACAUUUGGCUGGGCUGAAUGGUUUGACUCAUCAACACUUGAACCACCUGACGAGACUCUCUCAGGAACAAGCAACCAGACAACCCUCUCGCUCGGCCUCACCGUUAUCAUCUCCUGGCUCGGACGAUAGGAAAGAGGAAGCCAGAUGUACCGUACCAGGCUGCGAUCGCGUCUUUGGCUCGAGAGCUGUCAGAGACGCACACUCGAGGGAUCCCCAGGCUCAUCGAGAUCUGUCGAUUCUCUCUACUAGCGGCUCGUGACCGUUCUUCUGCCGCGAACGCGACUAUUAUCCCUUACUGUGAUGCCAAAAUCCUAAACGACGAUUCCGAUCGAUCGCCGAUCAUGUUGAUCUCCCAGGGUAUCCAGGGUCCACCCGUACUAUCGUCUCGCGCUAAUCCACGUGCAAUAUAAUCGAAGGACAACGCCUAAAAAAAUAUCGCUGAUCAUUCGUUACAUUCACUUCUACUUUUAUUCUACUUGCGUUCGUCAAUUUUCUUCUUCAAAUCGGCUACGAUCUCAAACAAUCGACGUGCUUCGAACGCUCCAAUCUAGUCAACUUGGUAUCUCUAUCGGUGGGUCCAGAAGUCGAUAAGAAUUCUCGCACAAAGAGAACCAACCUGUCCGAUUCCUGAAAUUUCGUGUUUCUCUUCGCUUGGAGUUCUAGCACGAUUACCGAAGCAUAUCUGUGAGGCGCAGUGAUAUUUUUGAGGGCGCUUUGUCUUCUUCCCAGCUGCGCGAGUACUUUCAGCUCAUAAACUACGAUUUCUUUCUUUCUUUCCAUCACUUCUUCCUUCUCUGUUUCACCAUUUGCGAGAAUUUAUUUGUCUUUUUUUUAGACCAUCAAAGUUACGAACGGAAAAAUAGAAGUAUAAAAAAAAAAAGAGAAAGGGAAAAAGAGAGAAGGAAAGAGAGAGAGAAAGAGAGAGAGAGAGAGAGAGAAAAGAGAGAAAAAUAGGAUCAACAAUACCAUUUGAAAGGAGAACACGAGACGAGAGGGGUGGAUCGAGAGUACCGACUCGGUGUGUUCGAGAAAAAGGCGUUCGCGUUAAUCGAUCCCCAGAUCGAUACGCGAUCUAAUUUUAUCAUCGUUGUGAUAACGUAACGUUAGCGAAUACGUCACUAUUUAAUCAAUAAUCAAUUAGCACUGCUGUAUAUAUAAACAUAGUACCUUUCGGUGUAUCGCGUAAUUAUCGAUUAAGCUACGAGGGAAGCGCGACCGAUCGACGGACGUUUUUACCCGAAUCGGGGAUAAACAGACCGUGAGAAGAGAAGACUUUUGUAAACGGUUCGAAUAAACGAUAGGAAUGAGGACUUUAAAUUAGCGAAUAAAAAAUCGGAGCGAUAUCAAACGAUAUGUUGGCAGCUAGAGAAAAUGAAAAGGAAUGAAAGAGAGAGAAAGAAAGAGAAAGAGAGAGAGAGAGAGAGAGAGAGAGAAAUAAAAAAAAUGCAAUCUUUACACGGUUCUAAAAUAAAAAUCGUGAGAUGCGUAGACCUUUCGACGUUCGAAGGGCCAAGGGUGUCGUGCGAUCGGUAAAGAUGUCAAAAAAAAAAAAAAGAAAAAAACAGAAGAUAAAAAAAGAACAAGAGAGAAUAAAAAUUACAAAAAAUAUGGAGAGAGAACAAUAUUAGAGAAUGAACCGACCAGCGAAUCAAAGCGACGCGUGACGGCGACGUCUCGUGCUAGAUAUAAAUGAGAAUAGUUAGAUUUUAUUUAUUGUCUCCGUAGAGAAAAGCAACUCCUCCUUUACACGAGGAUCCUGCAGUUUAUCAUCGACGGCGACUGGCAGUAGCGGGCACUGCCACAUUGAAUCUCAAUUUUAUUUUCUGAUUUUUUUAUUUGCCUUUUUUUGUAACUUUCCUUCUUCUUCCUUGAAUAUUCUUUCACAUCGGACAAGUUUUUAUAAUUUUUAUUUCUUUUUUCACUUUUUUUUUUUAUUUUCUCUUUUUUGCCUUUUUUUUUUUUUUAAUAAUUCUUAAUUGUCUGCGAUUUAAAAGGCAAUUCGGUCACAAAACGAUAUCAUAAGUCGCUCACGAAAAUGAUUUCUUGUCCUCCGUAAUUGUUUGAUUGUAUAUAUACUUUAUUAUAUUAUAAAUGUGUAUAUAUAUAUAUAUGUAUAUAUAUACACAUCAGCAUAAUUUUUGCGAGCGCGUCGAUGUAAGUCGCGACGCUUCGAGAUGAAGCACGAAACGUGUAAGUUUUUCUACGCGUCACACGAUCCUAGAUUUUACACUCGUCAUCGUCCUGUCCUCCUUCUCCUCCAUCUCCUCCUCCUCUUCGUCCAAUCCACCGUACUUUAAAAAAAUUCCUCUACGCCUGAAGGACAAUUUCCCAAUUUCCGCGACGCACGACGAACCCACUACUAUUAUGUGUUAAGGGCGAACGAGAUUUACAACUCUGUAAUUAUGUAUAAACUGAAUGCUAUGAUGUAUAUUAUAGAUCGAUUAUAAAGAACACUCAUCAUUAUAAAAAUAAAUGCCUAUUAAAAUUA
Molecule: messenger RNA, 9515 nt
Organism: Vespa mandarinia (Asian giant hornet)
Lineage: Eukaryota; Metazoa; Arthropoda; Insecta; Hymenoptera; Vespidae
Biological process (GO): regulation of DNA-templated transcription
Cellular component (GO): nucleus
Source: RefSeq, a predicted model, not a curated record